Molecule: messenger RNA, 1795 nt
Organism: [Candida] anglica
Lineage: Eukaryota; Fungi; Ascomycota; Pichiomycetes; Serinales; Debaryomycetaceae
Source: the annotation of a GenBank genome assembly
CCUGUUUAGGAAAUACAAUUUAUUCGCUUAGUCCUAGUACUUCCAAUAAUUGUUGGUUCGAUUUAAUUGUCCCUUUUAUACCAGUCAUCCCCCUUUGACUUGUCCUGAACUCGUAAAUACAAUUCAUAGUGAUGCCUUAUUCUACUGACAACGCAAAGUGGAAAGCUUAUCAAUUUUCAGACCCCUUUGCUGCUGGGGCCUUUAUUGUUUGCAAUAAGAUUUCUCAAACUUUCUGUCGUCCUGAUUGUGAUGGUAGAAGAAUUACCAACCUCAAGGCGGAGAUUAAGUUUGUUGACCAAGCUUCAACUGCUCUUGCUUAUGGUUACUCUCCUUGCUCAUCUUGUGACCCCAUGAACCCUCCUUCUAUUGACACUAAUCUUUUGAUUCAUUGUGUCACUUCUGUCAACAAGAAGAUUGGAUUUAUGUCACCCCUCAUGGAUGAAAAUGAGGAUAAGAAUAAUGAAAGAAUUAAGGAGAACAUUUUAGGGUCAAGAAAGGCUCCAAAACAACAACAACCACCACAAGUGGUUAGUAAGGCUGCUGGUAGACGUGCCUCUGUUCCAGUGGUGAAUUUUGAGGGUAAAUAUUCGAAGGAUUUUGAAAAUGCUUCGCUUUCCAAGAAUGACUCUGAUCACUAUAGAUUGGUUGAUUUAGCUUGUCGUCACUUGGCACUUGCCGCUGCUGUGAAUGUAUAUCUGCUGAAGUAUCCAAAGAUGAGUACAGCCUCUCCUGAGGAUACCAGUGCUGCUACUGGUGGAUCAUCUCCAGGGAAGAAGAGAAGAAGAAGAGGUGGUGUUUUGGGAUUCAAAGAACUUGCUGCCAAAUCCAAAUUAUCUGCUUGGCACUUUCAUAGAGUGUUUAAGUCUGUCACUAGUUAUACUCCCAAGACUUACGGUGACAAGUGUGCUGAAUUUCUCAAGCAUGCCCAAGAAAAGAAUGAAACUGGUUAUUCCAGCACCUUGAGCUCUGCAUACGAAACUCCCGUAUCACAAGACUCUGCCACUUCACAUCCAUCCACCCCAGCUGAAGUUUCUUUAACCAAUAACAAGAGACUGAGACUGGAUAAUGAUUUUGAUUCCCCAAUGAUGCCUCCUUCCAAGAGGGGUCCUACUUCUAUCAAGCAACAACAACCACCACUAGCUGCCAUUUUAUUCAACCAACAAUCGUUUAAUAAUACUCAACCUCCUACUGCCACCGAUCCAUUGGACCUUGGUUUCCAAGUUCCAAUCAAGAAUGAAUUUGACAUUACCUACAACAACAACAACAAUAACAACAUUGCUAAGCCAACCACCACCACAUACUCAUCAGAAACUGAAGGGACCUCUUCCUUGGAAUUUGAAGACAUUCUUGACAAUAACAUGUUGAACAUGUAUUUCAAUAAUGCUGACCAACGCGGUACUUCAGAGCCAAAUAUGAGUCCAUAUGACUCUACUGGUGCUGCUACCUUUCUUCCAACUAUGGCCCCACCAACACAAAAUCUCUUUGCACCAGAGUUUGAUUUUGAUGGCCCAUCAUCGCUUACAAAUUCUUCAUCUCUUGCAAGCAUGGAUGCAUUUAGUACAUUGGAUACUACAUUUCCUAUGAAUACUGUGAAUGCGCCUGUACUUGGCUCUGAUUUCAAUUUCUAUGAUGGAACCAACAAUGAAGUGGUAGACCCUUCUUCUAUGUUUAAAACUCAUUGGAAUGCUGGCUAUUCUGAUGAAAACCCACAAAUUGUCAAUUUGGGACUUUGAUGAACUUUUAGGAUCUUAUUGUGUAUAGAGAGAUUCUUUAAUAAUAAUUUUUACAACUUUAA